AUGGUUUCUGAUUUCCAACUUGCCAAAGACUUGCCAUUUGCUGAUGGUAAAUUUCCAAUUGUCAUCACCAAAUUCCAAAAUUAUGAACUCAAAGGUAAAAAAGUCACCUUGAUUCCCGUACAUAAAGCCGAUCAAAUCCCAUUGUCUUUAGUAAAGACCCUUCACAAACAAUUUAAUCAUGUUAUUGAAGAAGGGAAAACUUACCCACACCAUGAACCUUUCCCUUUACAAAAGUUUAUUGACUAUUGGUUUAUUCAUUUCGUUGCAAUCUUAGUCGAAGGUACUUACACUAGUUAUGAGUCAUUAAAGGGGUCCGAGAACUGGGAUGAUUUAUUCUUAGGUAACUUCUAUAUUAAAUCCAAUUACAUUGGUAGAUGUUCACAUGUAUGUAAUGCUGGGUUUAUCACCAAUUAUAACAAAAGAGGUUUAGGUAUUGGUAAAGCUUUAGGUAGAAAGUAUCUCGAAUUAGCACCUCAAUUAGGAUUCACCUAUUCAGUAUUCAAUUUGGUCUUUGAAACCAAUGUUGCUAGUUUGAAGAUCUGGGAUGGUUUAGGUUUUGAAAGAAUCGGUUAUGUCAAGAAUGUAGCUGUGUUGAAAGGUGAAAACAAGUUAGUUGGUGCUGUAAUGUAUGGUAAAGACUUACAAAAUCAACCAUUAUUACCUUCACACGUUGAUCAUGUCCCCAAUGACUCUUAUUUCAAAUAG
This is a messenger RNA of Yamadazyma jaroonii, 705 nucleotides long. NCBI's taxonomy places the organism in Eukaryota, Fungi, Ascomycota, Pichiomycetes, Serinales, Debaryomycetaceae. The record is from the annotation of a GenBank genome assembly.